Messenger RNA from Nelumbo nucifera (sacred lotus), 3906 nucleotides. RefSeq names its product vacuolar protein-sorting-associated protein 11 homolog. Gene Ontology annotation, molecular function: protein-macromolecule adaptor activity; protein binding. The record is from RefSeq and is a predicted model, not a curated record. Gene Ontology annotation, cellular component: HOPS complex; endosome. Gene Ontology annotation, biological process: endosome organization; intracellular protein transport; vesicle-mediated transport. NCBI's taxonomy places the organism in Eukaryota, Viridiplantae, Streptophyta, Magnoliopsida, Proteales, Nelumbonaceae.
AUGUAUUUCCUCUCCGGCUCUCUCCUUGGAGAACAAUCGUGGAGAAAAGAGAAAAGACAUCUAUAAUCAUGCGUGUGAGAGAGAUUAGAGUCCAAAUCUAAAUUUUGCCUCAACAAGAGUUUUGACAACAUGAUUUCUUCUUUUUAGAUCCCGUUUUCACCUGGUUUUGGUGCCAUAGAGAUGUAUCAGUGGAGGAAAUUCGAGUUCUUUGAAGAAAAAUCUGCCGGGAAAAGCUCAAUUCCCGACGAAGUCACCGGAAAAAUUGAGUGCUGUUCCGGUGGGAGAGGGAAGAUCGUGGUUGGUUGCGAUGACGGCACGGUGAAUUUGCUGGAUCGCGGGUUUAAAUUCAUUUAUGGCUUCCAAGCUCACGCAUCUUCUGUUCUCUUCAUGCAGCAGCUUAAGCAACGCAACUUCCUGCUGACUAUUGGAGAAGAUGAACAAGCAUCACCACAAUUAUCAUCUAUCUGCCUUAAGGUUUUUGACCUUGACAAGAUGCAACCAGAGGGUUCCAGCACAUCAAGUCCUGUUUGCAUUCAAAUAUUACGGAUAUUCACUAACCAGUUUCCUGAAGCAAAGAUUACAUCAUUCUUAGUCCUUGAGGAAGCUCCGCCAAUAUUGCUCAUCUCCAUAGGGCUAGACAACGGUUGCAUUUACUGCAUCAAGGGGGACAUGGCACGUGAGCGCAUAACCCGCUUCAAGCUUCAAGUGGAGAAUAUUUCAGAUAAGAGCCUUUCUUCUAUCACAGGCCUAGGAUUCCGAGUUGAUGGUCAGGCCCUUCAACUCUUUGCUGUGACUCCCAGUUCAGUGAGUUUGUUCAGCCUGCAGGAUCAACCACCUAGGAGGCAAACUCUUGAUCAGAUUGGGUGUGGUGCUAAUAGUGUCACAAUGAGUGAUCGUUUGGAGCUAAUAGUUGGGCGUCCAGAAGCUAUUUAUUUCUAUGAAGUUGAUGGGCGUGGCCCUUGUUGGGCAUUUGAGGGGGAGAAGAAAUUUCUUGGAUGGUUCCGUGGGUACCUCUUAUGUGUUAUUGCAGAUCAAAGAAAUGGAAGAAAUACUUUCAAUGUAUAUGACCUGAAGAACCGACUCAUUGCCCAUAGUUUGAUGGUUAGAGAAGUUUCAUACUUGCUUUGUGAAUGGGGUAACAUAAUCCUUAUAAUGAGUGACAAAACCACUUUGUGCAUAGGAGAGAAGGACAUGGAAAGCAAGUUAGAUAUGCUUUUCAGGAAGAAUCUGUAUACUGUUGCUAUCAAUCUGGUUCAAAGCCAGCAAGCUGAUGCAGCAGCAACUGCUGAAGUGCUAAGGAAAUAUGGGGAUCAUUUAUAUGGGAAACAAGACUAUGAUGAAGCUAUGGCUCAAUAUAUAAACACCAUUGGUCACCUUGAACCUUCUUAUGUGAUACAGAAAUUUCUUGAUGCACAAAGAAUAUACAACCUUACAAAUUACCUGGAAAACUUACAUGAGAAGGGGCUGGCUUCUAAGGACCACACCACUCUCCUUCUCAACUGUUAUACUAAACUGAAAGAUGUUGAGAAGUUAAAUAUGUUUAUCAAAAGUGAAGACAGCAUUGGAGAACAUAAGUUUGAUGUGGAGACUGCAAUAAGGGUAUGCCGUGCUGCGGGGUAUCAUGAACAUGCCAUGUAUGUUGCUAAGAAAUCAGGGAAGCAUGAAUUAUACUUAAAGAUCCUGCUCGAAGAUCUUGGUAGAUAUCAAGAAGCACUAGAAUACAUUUCAAGUCUUGAACCCAGUCAAGCGGGUGCCACAGUAAAAGAGUAUGGAAAGAUUCUCAUUGAGCACAGGCCCAUGGAGACAAUUGAAAUACUCAUGAAGCUGUGUACUGAGGAAGCAGAAUCAGCAAAAAAAGGGAAGUCAAACAGUACAUACAUAUCCAUGUUACCUUCUCCUGUUGAUUUCAUCAACAUUUUCAUUCACCACCCUCAGUCUCUUUUGGAUUUUCUCGAGAAAUACACCAGCAAGGUGAAGGAUUCACCUGCUCAAAUAGAAAUUCACAACACACUCUUGGAGCUCUACCUGUCUAAUGACUUGAAUUUCCCAUCUGUCUCACAAGAAAACACUGUUGUUGAUUCUAGAGCAACAAGUUCAAUGGUAGCAGAUAAGAUGUCUAUGGAAGAUUCCAAGGAAAGAUCAAUUGUUAAGGGAAAAGAUAUUGACAAGGAAAAGGAUCGCCUCAGAAGACUUGAGAAGGGACUACACUUGCUUAAAAAUGCAUGGCCAUCUGACCUGGAACAUCCACUGUAUGAUGUCGAUCUUGCUAUCAUUCUUUGUGAGAUGAAUGCAUUUAAAGAAGGGUUGUUAUUUCUGUAUGAGAAGAUGAAACUUUAUAAAGAAGUGAUUGCUUGCUACAUGCAAGCCCAUGACCAUGAAGGGUUGAUUUCAUGCUGCAAGAAGCUGGGGGAUUCAAGUAAAGGAGGUGAUCCAUCUCUUUGGGGUGAUCUACUGAAAUACUUUGGUGAGCUUGGAGAAGAUUGCUCCAAAGAAGUAAAGGAAGUGUUGACUUAUAUUGAAAGGGAUGACAUAUUACCUCCUAUUGUUGUUCUUCAGACACUGUCCAGAAAUCCAUGUCUCACUCUCUCCGUUGUCAAGGAUUACAUUGCUAGAAAACUUGAAGAAGAAUCAAAACUGAUUGAAGAAGACCGCCGAUCUAUUGAGAAAUACCAGUGAAACUUGGGAUUCUUUUUUUCAACACAGCCCGAAGGCUGUGUUUGGCCAAUGAGGUGGAACUGGAAUGAAUUUCAUUCUGCCUCAAUUCUAGGUGAUUGAAGUGCCCCCUUCCCCAAGUAGAGGAAUCUGGAAUAUUAUGAGAACCACAGGUGACCAAUCUGUUACCAACCCAAAUUCCAUCAAUCUAACAACAGCUUAAAGAGUAUUUUGUUGCAUUUGUAAAUCUAGGUGAACCUGCAGUGCUAUGAUAAAUAUUUCAUUAUAUGGUUCAGAUGGGCUUGUUUAUUGUAUUACUACACAUACUAAAGCAAAGCUUGUUUGCAGCUAUGCUAGCACUUUCUUUCAUAAACUAUUUGUUUUAAUUUUGUAUUCUGUCCAUAUUAAUAUGCUUUUACUUGAUAUUACUUGGAAUAGCACAUUUUUAUACAUUUACCCUCUCUCGAUAUAUAUACUUUAUGUCAGUGACUCAGUAUAGAUCUAGUCUAAAGAUUCGGUAAUGUAGAGAGAGAAAAAAAAAAAAAAACAAGUGGUAACCCCUUAAGCCCAAAAAAACUCUGGGUUAAGGAUACCAGAAAUGGUACAAUAAGAGUAAUACCUGAAGUAAUGAUGAACCAAAACCAGAAAUACAAUGUAAGCCCAUAGAAAAGACCUCAUAGAACAAACCUCUGGAUAUGUCCUCUCAAGCUAAGCUUAUCUGCAAAGUAACUGGCUGAUAUUUUGAUCAAUCUGAACUAGCGAUUCAUUAUCUAGUGAAACGACAUGUAUACCAUGGUCCCAUCAAAAUGGCAUCCAACCUAUGAACCUACUAAAACAUUUUUUGAGAGAAAGAGUAACUGAUUGUAUUAAGAAUCGAAAAGGGAAGUACAUGGGAUAAUGUACAAGAAAAGCCCAACACAGUGGUUACAGAGGCAAGUUUCUGUCACUAAAUAAAACUUCCCUGUGAGCACCAGACUUGGCUAAGUUAUCUGCUAAAGAGUUUAGCUCCCUAGGAAUCCAGAUGAGCUUAACAAGCAAGGAAUCCAAAAGGUCUCUUGCCUCAGUCAGGUGGUGAGCCAAGGGAAAUCCAAUCCUGCUGAUCAAAAAAAAAAAAAAGAAAACUUGAGAAACUCCUAUCCGAAGGUGCUUCCUCCUGAUGGACAUAGUUCAUUCUUAGCCUUGAAUAAAGGCCAGAAUCUUGGCUCCAAGGGAAUCUCUUUAACCUAUUUGGCCUGAAAUAAAAAAAAAAAAAAA